This is a messenger RNA of Anguilla rostrata (American eel), 3410 nucleotides long. RefSeq names its product syntaxin-12-like. Gene Ontology annotation, molecular function: SNARE binding; SNAP receptor activity. Bases 272 to 1072 code for a protein of 266 amino acids. The transcript has 10 exons. Gene Ontology annotation, biological process: intracellular protein transport; vesicle fusion; vesicle-mediated transport. Gene Ontology annotation, cellular component: synaptic vesicle; postsynaptic recycling endosome; synaptic vesicle membrane. NCBI's taxonomy places the organism in Eukaryota, Metazoa, Chordata, Actinopteri, Anguilliformes, Anguillidae. The record is from RefSeq and is a predicted model, not a curated record.
GACUAUCACACAGAGAUGACGUUGUUCAUUUGCAUGUUUUGGGGUUGGCCAUGCUAAGGAAGGACAGAGUUAAAAUCUACAGUCUAUGGUUGAAACAAGCGGAAUCCGCCUCAGACGCUCAACAACUCCAGAAACAAGUAUUGGACGUCGGCAUUUGGGGGAACCUUCCACUUGCCCCUCCCCCUUCCUCCUGACGUGAGACUGGUGAUUGGCCAGCGCGGUUCCUUCCUCCUGACGUGAGACUGGUGAUUGGCCAGCGCGGUUCUCAGCCAUGUCGUACGGGAAGGGCGAUGCCUACGGCUCCCAGCCGCGGGACUUCGGCGGCCUCAUCCAGACGUGCGGCUCCAACAUCCAGAAAAUCACGCAGAACACUGCCCAGAUUAAAAGCAUGGUGAACCAGCUGGGGACGAAACAGGACACCAGCGAGCUUCAGGACAGGCUGCAGCAGUUGCAGCACUACACAAACCAACUUGCCAAGGAGACCAACAAGCACCUGAAGGACCUGGGCUCUCUCGCUCUACCCAUGUCCCCCUCAGAGCAGAGGCAGCAGAAGCUCCAGAGGGACCGGCUGAUGAACGAGUUCUCCGCCGCGCUCAACAACUUCCAGGCCGUGCAGCGCCGCGCCGCCGACAAGGAGAAGGAGUCGGUGGCCAGGGCGCGCGCCGGGUCCCGCCUCUCGGCUGAAGGUAGUGAGCAGCUGGUGUCUUUUGAUAAUAAUCUGGAGGACUGGGGUCAGUCGACGACGCAGAGCGAGGAGGCGGCCAUAACGGAGGAGGACCUGGAGCUCAUCAAGGAGAGAGAGACCAACAUCCGCCAGCUGGAGUCAGAUAUCUUGGAUGUGAACCAGAUUUUUAAGGACCUGGCAGUAAUGAUUCAUGACCAGGGAGAAAUGAUCGACAGCAUCGAGGCGAACGUGGAGAGCGCCGAGGUGCACGUGGAGCGAGGGGCGGAGCAGCUGCAGAGGGCCGCGUACUACCAGGGAAAGUCCCGGAAGAAGAUGUGCAUCCUGGCCAUGGUGCUGUCCAUCAUCAUCACCGUGCUGGGUAUCAUCAUUUGGUUGGCCACCAAAUGAGCCCCCCCGACACCCGAGCAGAAAAAAACACUCCCUGCGUUCCUUCAGCCUGUCGGGGGAAGGGGGUGUCACGAUAAAGUCAGCAUCGCAAUUCACCAGUCUGAGGGGGAAAAAAAAAGUUUCGAAACGCCGGAAAUGUUUCGAAACCAGUUUGAAACUGAAGGAAAAGUUUUUGAAAGGUUAAAACACGGUUUGAAUCUCCGCGGGCAGGCAUUUGUACUCGCGUUAAAGAGUUUUGCAAAACAAACAUCUGUUUUUUUUCCCCCCCAAGACUACGGCACCUAUUUUACAAAGUUUCGCCACUACGCAUUUGAACCUAUGAAUACUGGGAUUUCUGAUGCUGUUCUCCUGGGGCAGAAGUUUGUUCUGCAGAUUUUUAAAUUCUGAAAAUGACAGUCUGAAAAACAAGUUUUGUAAGGGUGAAAGCUUAAAGCUUUGAGCGGGUGAAACAUUUUGAAUCUUUGCGGGUGUAUGUUUGUGUGCGUGUUUCACGUUAAUCAUUCGUAGAAGAGUCUUGUAGACUCAAAUAAAAAUGUUUUGUUGUUUUCAAAUUGAGUUAUUAUGGUAAAGUUUAAAAUGCUUGUGACGUAAAACCUAAUCAAUGGUUGUGCAGAACUAAAUCACAAAAUAUGCGAGAUUAUAACCAAAAAACAGGUCUACAAAAGAUCAUGGGCAUGAAACAAGCAAGACCUUUCACUUUUUAGGUCUUGUGGGUAGCUUUUUAAAAUGGAAAGUUUCAAUUUCUACAUUAAGUUGCUAGCUAGCCAGCUGGGAGCCAGUUCAGCGGAGCAAGUCAGUUAUGCUAGUUUUGCAACUUAAUGUAGAAAUUGAUCCUUUCCAUUUGAGCAAGCUACCCACAAGAUAUAAAAAGUGAAAGGUCUUGCUGGUUUUAUGUUCGUGAUCUUUUGUAAGCCUUUUUUUGGUAUUGUAAUCUUGCACAUUUUGUGAUAAAGUUCUGCUCAACCAUUGAUCAAGUUUGUUACAAGCAUUUAAAAUGAUUUCACAAUAAUUCAAAUCGGAAAUGCAACAACUUCUUUAUUUCAAACCUGCAAGACACUUCUGCAAAUGAUUAGUGGGAAAUAUGUGUACAAACACACUCGCAAAGAUUCAAAUUAAAGCUUCAACCUGUCAAGACCUAGCUUUCGCCUUUUCAAAGAAAUUUCAGACUGUCAUUUUCAGAGUUUCAAAACCUGGAGAACAAAAUUGUACCCUGGUGGAACAGUGUCAGAUAUCCCAUGAUUCAUUGCUUCGCAGACAUAGUGGCAAGUAGUGGCAUUGUAGUCAUGGGGGGGGGAGAGGGAGGACCUCUGUUUUGCAAAACUCAUAAGUGAGAACAAACAGAGUUUCAAAACCUUUUUCUAGAGUUUCAGAACCUUUUUUCAAAUUCGCAAAUUGUGACAUUGAUUUAACGCCAUAGAAGGGGGGGGGGGGUGGUCGGAGAAAAUGUUUUUAGAAGCGUACGCACGCCAACCUGGGGCAGGGUGGGCGGGGCUGGGGGGAGAAGUAAUGGGGGGGGGGGGGGAGAUCGAGGGUGAGGGUGGGCGCUGAGCUUCCUGUAAAAACAGUCCCAUUUAGUCUCACGCCAGCCUCUCUGGUCACAUGCUGCAGAAAUUAUAUUUAUACGCUAACAGAGGAGAUGAAGGACAAAACAAACCCUAUUGACUGAAAUAAGACUUAAUAUUCUAUUAGAUUUUUUUUUGUACUGUUUAAUGCACUAACACUGCUGUACUUUGGAGGAAGUAAUGAUGAUUAUCGAUUGCUGUUGCUACAGUAGUCAUUGUAAAGCGCAAUGGUGUACAAAUGUGUAUAAUUGUAUGCAAGGCUGCAUAAUUUCCCGUUUAUCUAAAUUCUGCCGAGGGGCUUUUUAUGUUAAGUGUGUUCAGCUCGUAGUCCGAACCUCCCACAUUUCAACACUACAUCAAGAGUCUGUGCCAACUGCUUUAUGCAAUUUGAUGAUAAAUGUAUAUGUAUGUACAUAUAUAUACACACACCGAUUUAUAGAUGGCUUUAUCAGAUGGUAUACACUAUUAAAAUGUAAGUGUAUUAUUUAAGUGGUAAUUGAAUAAAUUGUUCUAGUCAACUGCAUACAGUAUAUAAUUCCUAGAAACUCCUAGAAGCUGUUUUUUUUAAAAUUGUUUUUAUUUUGAGGAUGACAGAUGACUGUAAGGUUUUGAGUAGGUUAUAAUUUUUCAAGUUGUGUCAAACUACAUGACCGAUCAUCGUAUUUUAUUUUAUUAGACUGCAUGUAUAACAGGCACAAAAACUCCUGUCAAUAAAGUGUUAUUGUCCUAAAAACUGCAACAAACAAACAGCCACAAGUCUGUUUAGAAUAGAAUGU